Messenger RNA from Chelmon rostratus (copperband butterflyfish), 1427 nucleotides. Its product is annotated as basic helix-loop-helix transcription factor scleraxis-like. The record is from RefSeq and is a predicted model, not a curated record. The transcript has 3 exons. Bases 240 to 896 code for a protein of 218 amino acids. Gene Ontology annotation, molecular function: DNA-binding transcription factor activity, RNA polymerase II-specific; protein dimerization activity; RNA polymerase II transcription regulatory region sequence-specific DNA binding. Gene Ontology annotation, biological process: developmental process; regulation of transcription by RNA polymerase II. NCBI's taxonomy places the organism in Eukaryota, Metazoa, Chordata, Actinopteri, Chaetodontiformes, Chaetodontidae.
UUAAAUCGAGCCUGGCAGCAUCAGAGGGGCUACGUCUGACUCACCUGGCUGAGCAGAUUUUACAGAGAACACAGGUUGAAGGAGAACAGUUUAAGAGGUGGACGCCUUACGGCAGCAUCAUCAGCGGUCGCAAUUCGCUAAACAGCUUCUGGUAAGAAACUUGCAAACAAGUUGAACCUCAGCAAGUGGAAGUCUCAAGAGGAUCGACCAGGAGCUGUCAGAGCCUUGUCGCGGUGAAGAUGACAUUCGCCAUGCUGCGCACGGCGCCUCCUGCAGGCCGCUUCCUGUACGGCGACAUCGCCCUCCUCUCCGAAGACGAUGAUGACAACGGGAGCGAGGGGUCGGGCUCCGAGGAGCGUAACACCAACACCUCCAACUCUGCUGCCUUCCGCCUGUCCUCCUCGUCGCCAUCUGCCUUUCACAUCAAGGUGAACAGGAAGAGGAAGCUGUGCGGGGGAGUAGGGGGCGGAGGGGUAGAUUCAGAGGCCAUGAUGGGAAGGCACGGCCCCCCGCACACUUCUCCCACCGGGGAGGUUCGCCAGAGGACCGCAGCCAACGCGCGGGAGAGGGAUCGCACCAAUUCUGUCAACACAGCAUUCACGGCGCUGCGCACUCUCAUCCCCACCGAGCCUGCAGACAGGAAGCUGUCGAAGAUCGAGACGUUACGUCUGGCCAGCAGCUACAUCAGUCAUCUGGGGAACGUCUUGCUCCUGGGCGAGGGGCUUCAUGACGGGCAGCCGUGCCACGCUCCCUCACCGCCGUUCUUCCACGUUAACUCCUCCCCCACCCGAGGAUCUGACCAAUCAGCCCAGCCAAAGCACAUCUGUACUUUCUGCCUCAGCAACCAGAGGAAAAUGAACAAAGACAGAGACAGGAAGACGGCCAUCAGAAGUUAACGACGAGGACACAAACCACAUGGAUGAAAUGCUCGUCUCUUUGACGAGGCUUUCACUGAUUUUCCAAUUACUGCAACUUGAAGACUUUUGAUGCAUUUUAAAGACUUUUGAAGGACUUCUUUAGCACUUCCAGGACUUUUCAAGGAACUUUACAAAGCUUUUCUUCUUCUUUUUUACUUUUUAUAUCGCUUUACAAGAACUUCUUUACUUUUCAGGCUGUUGUCGAAUAUGUGUGAAACACUCUUGAAAAGCAGAACGGUACUUUUAAAAGGCUUUCACAUGAUUAUCAAGACCAUGAAGAACCUUUCAACAACACUUGUAAGAGACCUUUUACUGUAUUGUUCAAAGACUCAGCGACUCUUUGUGAAGAGUCUAAGGAACUUGUGGCACAUGAUCGAAAAACACACAGAACCCAUGAAAGACAAACGUGUACUCAUCAAAAGCUGUGUGUUAUUAAUGUGUAAACUGAAAUAUAAAUGUAUAUUUAUGUGACAUAACAUUAUAUAAUGAAACCAUGUUAUUUAACCGGCA